This is a messenger RNA of Erpetoichthys calabaricus (reedfish), 4478 nucleotides long. Its product is annotated as epidermal growth factor receptor kinase substrate 8-like protein 1. Gene Ontology annotation, molecular function: actin binding. Gene Ontology annotation, cellular component: ruffle membrane; plasma membrane; vesicle. Gene Ontology annotation, biological process: regulation of Rho protein signal transduction; Rho protein signal transduction; positive regulation of ruffle assembly. The coding region runs from base 354 to 2507 and encodes 717 amino acids. Lineage: Eukaryota; Metazoa; Chordata; Cladistia; Polypteriformes; Polypteridae. The record is from RefSeq and is a predicted model, not a curated record. The transcript is spliced from 21 exons.
GACGGCCUCGCUCUGUUUUGUAAACAAAAAAUCUGUACCGCAGUUCCAGGGAUGGGCAUCUUUUGACUCGAGUGACUAAAGGAAAAAAAAAAUCAAUGAGCACGCCUUGCUAAUGUCGACUGAGGCACUCCUAGGUGGGGUGCGGGCGAGCCGGAGACAAGCUAAUUCCUGAACGGGGCUGCGUCCAGAGCUGACUUACUGAGGGAGGAGGGAGGCGGCACACAAGCAUACCGGCUGCGAAACAUGCGGCAGUGACAUUCGAACUAGGGCAAAGCAGACGAGCAGGAAAAGAGGUACCGACGAGCGUCCGAGGAAAGGUCUGCAUCUGUGGAGGCAACAGACAGGAAGCAGUCAUGAGCUACACCUCUGGUGGAUCUGCGAACGGCUCUCCUGUGGGAAGCCUUACUGGACAUGGCAGGCUCAGCGCUAAAGCAAUCUACGAGCAACGGAAGAAGUAUUCGAGUACAAACUUCAUCAUGGCUGACACCUCUCAGUACUCUGUUAAUCAUCUAGUGACUUUCUCAAUUGACCCCAAUGAGAAUGUGCGGACAGUGGAGGAUGCACUUCGUAAUCUGUCUGCUAUGGAUGCCAAGGGUAAGAUCUGGACACAAGAAAUGCUGCUGAAGGUGGAAAGUAACAAGAUCACACUCAUUGACGUAGAAUCUAAGGAUGACUUGGAAACCUUCCCCCUAACUACAGUGCAGCGCUGUGAUGCCAUUGAAGGAGAAAAGCGCUUCCCUUCACUGUUACUACUUGUUUCUCAGGAUAUGACACAGCAGAAGCCAGAUGUCCAUUUUUUUCAGUGUGACAAUGUCGGGGCCAGACUCAUCUGUGGUGACAUCAAUGGUGCCAUCUCCGAUUUCAAAUCUGGGAAGAAUGCCAUGAGGCCCAAUGCCCUGAGGUUCAGCCAGGAGAAGAUGGUAGAACAAGCAAAAUCUCCCCCCAAGCAUGCUUCUGUGCCCCAGGUCAUCCAGCCAACUGUGAUCUACAGCCAAGUACAGAAAAACCCUGAGAAAAAAAAGUCUACCCCAAGCUCUAUGGGCCCUGUUGGGUCUCCUGCAGAGAAAGUGAAUGGUGUUGUUCCUGCCCAGAAAGACUUAUCAAUAAUCCGAUCAGAGAGGGAUGUGGAAAUCCUCAAUCACAUUUUUGAUGACAUUGAACUCUUCAUGGCAAAGCUGAAGAAAUCAAAAGAAGCAUUGCAAGUUCUUGACCAGCGUAAAAAAUCCAGGAAAUCUAAGAGAAAGGAAGCUGGAGAGGGAUUACUGACAGUGAGAGCACGUCCCCCAAAUGAAGAAGAGUUCUUCAGCACAUUUCAGAAGUUCAAAUAUGCAUUUAGUUUGCUGGCAAGAGUGAAGACAAAUAUUAUCAACCCAAAUUCUCAGGAACUUAUCCAUUUCUUGUUUCAACCAUUAGAAACAAUAAUAAACCACUCUGGUGGUCCUUCCAUGGCAAGCAGUGUUGUAAACCCCCUAUUGACAAAUGAUGCCAUUAACCUCAUGCAAGACACGCUUAACCCAAAGGAAAUGAACCUGUGGAAAUCAUUAGGGGACUACUGGACCAAACCCAGGUCAGAAUUCCCAAAGAAUUCUAGUAUUUCAGCCUAUUUACCAAAAUUCACAAGUGGCUGGGAGCCAUUGCAGUUAGAUCCAGAUGGUCAUCCCUGGGAAGACUCAGUAGAGCUGCAGCAUAAACAUGAAGAACUGCGUUUGCAGCAAUCUAUGGACCAGGCUGCACAGCCACCAAUCACAAAUGGACUUCAGGAGAUACCCGAAAAGCAAGUGUUCUGCACCUAUGACUUUGUGGCCCGGAAUAGCAAUGAACUGUCUGUGUUACAGGGUGAGCAUCUUCAGGUGCUCGAUGAUUCCAAACGAUGGUGGAAGUGCCAGAACCGCUAUGGCCAAAUCGGUUAUGUUCCUUUCAACAUUCUUGAAGUUGUGCCUCCUGGGCAACUUAAAAAUCGCACAAAUGUGGAGAGGGAUGACCCAGUAGCAGGUCUGAAGAAAACGCCACCACCAACUCCACCAAAAAAGUCACAUCGUCCCCACAGUAGCUCACAGGGUAGCUGGGACUCCACAGAUGGCCUACCACUUGAUCAAAAGGACAAAGACCGACAGUCCCAGAUCGCAGUAAUGAAUGAUGAGCUGCUGCAACAAUUUUCUAAGCGAAACACUGUUCACACAAAACAACUUCAUAUCCCCAAGUCGUUGGACACGAAUGUGCCGCUAAACUACGAGUCAAACCCAUCUGAUGUCAAGAACUGGCUGCAUGCCAAGGGCUUUAGUGAAAUAACGGUCAACUCGCUGGGAAUUCUGACAGGAGCACAGAUAUUUUCUCUCAACAAAAAUGAACUACGCACUGUUUGUCCAGAGGAGGGCGCCAGAGUUUAUAGCCAGAUCAUGGUGCAGAAGAGACUGCUUGAGGAUCAAAAGCUGGCAACAGAACUUGAAACUGUAAUGAAUAAACAGAAGAAAAAAGUAGAUGAGAUGACACAAAGCGGAAUUCUCUAAAGUCUAAGUAAAGGGGACUCUGCUGUUUGUAUAUUUAUCUCUAUUUAUAUAUAUAUAUAUCUGGAGAAAGAACCAACAAAAAAGCAACGCUAUAGGAUAUCUCAUCUGAAAUCAUUAUUUUGAUAUAAUCCCUGCAUGAUGCUUUGGGAUGUUUAAUCAGAUCUUUUAGUAAAUGCAUUUGAAUCCUGUUGCUGGGAAACUUUAGCUGACUUUAAAAUCCAUUCUUGUUGGGACUUUUAAAGUUUUAAGAUACUUAGAUUUCUUGACGGAUAUCUUUUUAUUAGUUCUUUUCUCCAGGUUUUGCACAAGUAUUUUCCUCCACUGUUUAUAUAAACCCAGCUGUUGCUGAUAUUGCCCAACUAUUCCAGUUGAAUUGACCAGUAAAGUGCAUUAUGGGAGACAGCAAGGAGCUUGUUCCCAGUAUAUUAAUAAAUGUAUAUAAACCCAAGUGAAACAACAUUCUCAUUUCAAAUUGUAUGGUUCCCUCCUUCAUGUGUUGCAACAUUUUAUUUAAAUUUCUGCGUUUCAGUUUCAUGGUUCAGGUAAUAGAUGGCCGAGUUCACUGAUCAACUUGCAUACUGGUGGAAUUCAGUACCUUUUAUAAAAGUGCUAAUAAAUCUUAGAGUUUUGUAAACUGUCAUUAAAUUACCUCCUAACCUUCCAGAGAGGACCUAUCCUGUUUGGCACAGUUGUGGUCCUAGAAAGCUUCCUUAGGCUGUUGUUUAAUUUCAUCCAACCUUGUCAGGCUUACACUUGUGUCCGUAAGGUACAGUUGUAACGCCUUCCUAAUUGAGCUGCUGCUUUUACAGUAUAUGACGGUUGGGUCUGCCGCAGGCUGGCUGGAGCAUUUAACUCGCCUGUCACUCUGUCUCAUUGCUCCAUCACUUGUUUUCUCCUUCUUUCCUUGUGGCUCACAAUUUCAUCUGAAGGAAAUCUGAAGAAAAACAAAUUUCACGAGCCAGAAUUAUGAAGGUUUCUGCUAUGCAGGUCUUUUGGGAAGACUGAGCAGAAAAUGUGUAUAGGACUUCAAGUGCGUUGUCUUUGUGCAGCUUGUGCAGUGGCCAGCCUUAAAUAUCUGAACUCGGCCUGAAAGUGUCUGAGUAGACAGCUUCUUGCAUGUAUCUGUAUGUCUGAAUUGUAUCGCAGUAUGUAUUGCUAACUGACUGGCACAGACAGUAAGUAGUAUGUAUGUUCAUCCAUCAUAUACACAAUGGUGGCAUCAGACAGUACAACCAUUAAACCAAUGCUGGAGUGUUCAUAAUCAUUUACAUAUCCUAGUAGCCGACAAAAUGCCGAAGACUAAACUGGAAGAACCAACACUGAUUAGCAGAGGCAGUUCACUAGAACUGGAACAAUGAAGUACUGGUGCAAGUGUUACCUACAGGACGCUGUGGUCAAAUAGCCAGGGAGGGCAGAAAAAGUAAAGAAAAAAACCCCAGCUGGUGAGAUGAUGGAGGACCACAGGGGUUCUAAGGGGAAAAAAAACAAGUAUACUGUAUGUGCACAAGUAGUUCCUGCUGUUUUUACACCAGAAGGUGCAAUACAGUGGGUCUCCUCCACAAUUGGAGUGUCCAUAUUAAUUCCAACAUCAUAGGCUGCUGCAGAGAACUUUGAUCAGAUGGUGGUGACGCAAAAAAAUGGCACCACAGAAAACUGAAAAAGAAUUAACAAGAAAAGUAGAGAUUCAUAAUGUUUAGAUUUCAGGAGUGCCCUGCCUCUGCCCACUGCACCUUUUCGUAGUGCCUCUGCUUGGUUUCCAGCAGCCCAGCCAUCUGCACUCACUGUAAUAAUGUUCAGAGAUCACCCACCUUUAGGAGCUGGCAUGCAGCUUGGCACAGAGACUAAAGCAAUAAAUGUGAAAAUAGUUCAGUUCCUAUCUGUGACUUUGACAUUACUUGUGUUCCAUUUGUUAAAAAGUAUGAACAUUUGUACUGAUCUUGUAAGUUAUCUUAAAUAAAGGUGUCAGCCAUC